Pseudogymnoascus verrucosus is the source of this 1925-nucleotide messenger RNA. RefSeq lists its product as uncharacterized. NCBI's taxonomy places the organism in Eukaryota, Fungi, Ascomycota, Leotiomycetes, Thelebolales, Thelebolaceae. The transcript has 2 exons. The record is from RefSeq and is a predicted model, not a curated record. Gene Ontology annotation, biological process: L-cysteine catabolic process. Bases 999 to 1775 code for a protein of 258 amino acids. Gene Ontology annotation, molecular function: cysteine dioxygenase activity; ferrous iron binding.
CACCUUCCCGUUGUCUCUCAGGUCACGUUCUUGGUUUCUCGUCACACUUCCUAUCUUUGACCGCACUUCCUUCACGCUUGUUCCUUCUAUUCUCGUACAGAGUAUGUAAGUAUUACCCUAUAAACUUGCUCUAACCCGCUAAUAAGCCACUGCUCCUUCCCUCAUUCGCACGUCGACAGCGGGGUACUAGCCAAUCCAAUCAACCCCACUUACGUACAGUUUCUCGAUAAGAAUCACGUGAAUCUACGGUGUACAGAGUACAAAAAUAGUCAUCACGGCCGUUUAUUCCGCUCUGUUUGUCCGGAUCACGGAAGAACGGAAAAACAUGGGAAAGGCCGGGAAUCGUCGGGUGUGACGUCGUAUGGAGUGUGGAUGACUGGAUGAGAUUUCUGUGGAUUUGGAUCAGAUUGGAUCAGAUUUGUAUGGAUAUGGCUAUGGAUGGCGUCGAUUUAUGUGUGGAUGGUCACAUAUGGCCACAUAUGGUCACAUAUGGUCACACUUACUACAUGAAACUGUGGUUGAGAUCUGUGGACUUCGGCUCCCGUCGUUGAUCCGUGCCGAUGUCGCCAGUACUGCUGACUUUGUCCCUAUAGCCAAUCAAAGACUCCAAUUCUGUUCAAUUGUGCUGUGGCAAUCGAGGCGGUGGAGAAUGUUUGACCUGGCCGGGAAUUGCUGGGAUAGGAUAACGGAAGGGACGAUGCACACACUAGGUAUGAGGCUACGACGGGCUAGACGGGGACGGGGCGAAGAGCGAGGAGGAGGUGCUUCGAUGCUUCAGCAUGCCGGUCUUCCUUUAUACCUAUAAAGGGAUAUAUCUUCGAGCCUUGGUACUGGCAUUCUUCAUACUACUGACGACUAUUAACGACUCUAUCGACGACUACAUGAUAUAGGCGGCCGGCAUUUACUCAACAGCUCCACAGACCGAGGUGGCAAACCAGGAUCUGAACAAAUCAACAAUAUACCUCGAUACUCCAGGAACACUCCCACGACCAUACACGAUGGCUCCCGGCCUCACCCUCCACGAUAGCCCUCCCCUCUCCAGCACAACCUCCAAGCUCGCCUCUCCUCCCACCACAUCCCUCUCCCCGACCCCUUCACCGGCUUCCUCGCCGAACACAACUUCCUCCACCACCUCCGCGGCAGACACGACCAAGCCGGCUCCACGCCCUUCCAAUGCCUUUGAGGACCUCGUUGACUCGCUGACGGCCAUCCUAGGCCCGACGUCCGGCUUGACGAGCGAGGGCGUUGAUGUCGAUGCUCUGACGAGGCUGAUGAGGGAGUAUGAGAGUAAGGAGGAGGACUGGGGAAGGUACGCGCUAGGAGACGCGUCGAGGGGAUAUACAAGGAAUCUGGUAGAUGUAGGGAAUGGAAAGAGUAACCUGCUCAUCCUCGUCUGGUCCCCUAACAAGGGAAGCCUCAUCCACGACCACGCUGAUGCCCACUGCCUCAUGCGUAUCCUCUCUGGUACCCUGCGCGAAACCCGCUACGCUACCCCUCCUUCACCCGCCGCCGCCGCCCCCCCCACUGUCCUCAAAGAAACCACAUACUCCGCUGGCCAGGUCACCUACAUGUCUGACUCCCUCGGCGUACACAAGAUAUCCAACCCAGACCCGGAACGGAUGGCUGUUAGUCUGCAUCUGUAUACCCCGCCGAAUGCCGCGAAGGAGGGUUGCCAUGUUUGGGACGAACGCCAUGGAGGCAGGAGCCACGUGAAGCAGAAUAAUUAUUUCUCGGUGAUGGGGGUGAGGGGAGGUAGGGUGGAGGACCUGAUGUGAGGGGGGUUUUGUGUGUUAAUGUUUUAUGAGUCUUUAGGGUUUCAUGGGGGUUUAUGACUGGCUUUAAGGGUUUGGUUGAGGGUAGAUGGGGUGCGGGAGCGGGAUAAGUUGUAUAAUAGACAGCUGUUAAUGACAUCAUCCACACGCGAC